This is a messenger RNA of Lycium barbarum (goji berry), 1948 nucleotides long. RefSeq names its product protein BREVIS RADIX-like. The record is from RefSeq and is a predicted model, not a curated record. Lineage: Eukaryota; Viridiplantae; Streptophyta; Magnoliopsida; Solanales; Solanaceae. The transcript is spliced from 6 exons. Bases 409 to 1386 code for a protein of 325 amino acids.
UUGUCUCCAUUCUAUAUUUGUUUCCUUCACAAAAUCACACACACACGACACCCUCAUAUAAAUUCUAUUCUCAUAAAAAUAUACACAAAUAUCUGCAGAUUCUUAGAAUCUGAGAUUUUACCUAUUUUCAAGGUGCCGUAGAAUCUUCAAAUAUUCGCCGGUGGUGAGAUUCAGGCACCGGCGAAUAUUCCAAUUUUGUGCUGAAGAUUCUUUUUACACUGCUCAUUGAUUUGAUUAGAUAUUAUUUACGAUUUACUUAGGGAUUUGGCUUUCCAUUAAGAACAGAGCAGAGGAAAAUAGCGAUUUGGAUGCUAAAUUCAUUGGAUUUCAAGUGUUGUGUAGCUGAAUUACAGCUUUGGUGACUAUUUGAGGAAUAAAGUAGGAAGAAAAAUAAAAAAUUAAAGAGAGAUGCUGACGUGUAUAACUUGUAAGCAAAAAAUAGAUGAUGAUGGAGGAGAAGAAGGUCCACGUGGAACCCCUAAUACUAAAGAAUCAGUCAAAAGCUUGACGUCACAGAUCAAGGAUAUUGCAUUAAAGGUGUCUGGAAAAAGCAGCAAGUCCAGUACACCAACUAGCAGUUACAGGAGAGGACAAAGAGCAUAUCCUGAUUUUGAAACAAUUUCAGAGGAAGUUCCAUAUCAACCAGGAAGUUCAAGUUCUACUCAUGCUUGGGAUUUUACCCGUAAUCAUCGAACUCCUCGAGCAGAUUCAAGAUUUACCGGAGGAUAUGGUGAUGAUGAAAAAAGAGAAUCUGUUUACUCACAGUCAGGUGAUAUGGUGCUGCCAGAUGAGGAGGGGCCAAAAGAGUGGAUAGCCCAGGUUGAGCCUGGUGUUCAGAUUACUUUUGUCUCUCUUCCAACUGGAGGAAAUGAUCUCAAACGGAUCCGCUUUAGUCGGGAUAUGUUCGAUAAAUGGCAAGCUCAAAGAUGGUGGGGUGAGAAUUUUGACAGAAUUAUGGAGCUCUACAAUGUCCAGAAAUUUAAUCAGCAAGCUAUGGAUACUCCCGGGCGGUCUGAGCUUGGAAGAGAUUCUAAUUAUUCAAGGCUUGGAUCACCUAGGGAAAGCAAGGAGUGGACUCAGAGAAAUUAUAGACCAUCCAGUAGUAGCCAAUAUAACUAUGGAGGACCCAGUUCUUAUGCCCCCGGCAUGGAUCCAGCAAGGAUGACAACUGACUCAAACGCUUCAGUUUCCAUGAGCGUUGCCGGUGAUGGGGAGUCAGAAUGGAUAGCGGAAGAUGAGCCUGGGGUAUAUAUAACCAUCAGACAACUAGCUGAUGGCACUAGAGAGCUACGGCGUGUAAGAUUCAGCCGCGAACAAUUUGGGGAGGUGAAUGCGAAGCAGUGGUGGGAACAGAACAGGGAUAGAAUACAAGAUCAGUACCUUUAAAGCAUUUUUUUCUUUCCAUACUAAGUUGCUGGCAAUUUCCACAGAAUAUAAAUGUAUUCCUUGGGAAAUGGAAAAUUUGAGAUCCAACGUAGAUUCAACUUCCGAUUCCGGGACCACAACGACUCCUCUCUUCUCGAGAAUCCAUACUUCCCUUAUUAGUGUAUGGACAUCUAUCUCUCGAGCAUGCUUCUUCAAAGUGAUUAACUUAAACUCAGCUUGCACGAUAUCGUCGGGCGAUUCGAGCACCAUUCUUGGCAUUAAAAGAGAUUACACCACUCAUAUUGAAGUAUAUAGUUAUUUUUUCCAGUUGGAAUUGCUUCAUUCUAAAAGAGAGCUCCUGGUCGCUUUUUUUUGUCAUGGCAUUUUUUGAUCUCUAAUUAUACCUGAUUUUUUAUUUUAUUUUUUGCAAAUUCUUUUUUGGGCUUUAUUUUGCCUUCAGUUUUUGGUUGAAUGGCUUGGUGGAUCUCCUAGCUUUUACUUAGAUGUUUCUUUUAAUUGUUUUCUUUGUAACACAAACUUUCUAGAAAAGGAAAUGAAAUCAAAAGCUGAUGAUGCUUUAAAA